Messenger RNA from Drosophila elegans, 771 nucleotides. Its product is annotated as tetratricopeptide repeat protein 12. Gene Ontology annotation, molecular function: protein binding. The record is from RefSeq and is a predicted model, not a curated record. Lineage: Eukaryota; Metazoa; Arthropoda; Insecta; Diptera; Drosophilidae. The transcript is spliced from 4 exons. Bases 61 to 771 code for a protein of 236 amino acids.
GGCCAAUUCAAAAACAAAUAUUUAUUUGAAUCCGUUGGUCAUUACUUAAUAUUCGGGACCAUGUAUUCCUUGCAACACCCGCAAAUCGAUGAGCGUUUUUUAGACUCGGAAUCAACAGUUGAAGCAGUGGUCAAGUUGCUUGAAAGCCUACAAGUGCCAAAAGAGGAGGAAGAAGAGGGACAAGAAACAGUUGAAAAGGACCCAAAACCGACGACAAUCGUCGAAGAAGAAGAUUUUAUAAUUACUGAGCGGAAAAAUUCAAUCAUUGAAAAAACUGAACCUAAGGAUAAUGUACCCAGAGAAAAAUUAAAGCCCAGAACUUUCAAACGUCUGGACCGGAGUAGAGAUCGAUUUCCCUUUAUGCGUCAGGUGGAAAUGGAUCUCGAUCAACGCUCGAAAGCUCGAUUGGAAAGAGAACGAGUGGCUCAAAACUUUCGAAAAUUAGGAAACGCGGAGUAUCGAAAGGGUAACUAUGAGACUGCCAUGCAGAUGUACACCGAGGCCAUUGAGAAUAUUCGGGACAGUCACAUCCUCUACAUAAAUCGCGCUCUCUGCUUCAUCAAAUCGGGUAAAUUCAAACGAGGCAUUGUCGAUUGUGAUUUUGUUCUGAACAAGUUGGAUGAGAAGAACUUGAGGGCGUGGAUGUAUCGGGCAAUGGCGUAUAAAGGUCUCAAGGAUGAGCCAAAUUUUGAAAACUGUGUGAAAUAUGCCCGCAAAUUUAAUUCGAAGCAAAUGGAGUUCAUUGAUGAUUUCCUGGAAAAGUUAAAAUAA